Molecule: messenger RNA, 795 nt
Organism: Plutella xylostella (diamondback moth)
Lineage: Eukaryota; Metazoa; Arthropoda; Insecta; Lepidoptera; Plutellidae
Source: RefSeq, a predicted model, not a curated record
CCGACCGCUACGCCGCCCCUACGCCCGCCGCGCCCAAAACACUACGAAACUUUUCAUACUUUUUCUAACACUUAGAAAAUUUCGCGCGCGUGACAAACUUUCAGUGACUCUCGAGUGCGUGUGCAGUGAACGAUGCGGUGGUAGCAUUAUGGCGCCUCUCCGCGUGCCGUACGGGAACUUGGACGAUGUCACGGACUUCUCAAACUUCACCCCGCCGAGCCACGAGACCCGGCACCACGCGCACCGCAACCACUCGCACUGGCGGGACCACCACCACAACCUAGUCGACGUCUUAUCCAGCUCCAUCAUGGAUAUGGUCAACACGAAAUACCUGGCGGAAAGCGUCCUGCCAGAUCUGGAGCCUCUCUCGACUCACAUGGAGGGGGCUUUGGAUCGGCAUCCGCUGAAAAUGAACAUUACGUUGAACCGCUCAGAGUUUUCCCUCGUGGAUCGUGACGAGUACAUGUACCGGCACGGGGGCGCGAUGACGGCGGUGUACUGCGCGGCGUACCUGCUGGUGUUCCUGCUGGGCAUCGUGGGCAACUUCUUCGUGAUCGCGGUGGUGUACCGCUCGCCCCGCAUGAGGACCGUCACCAACUUCUUCAUCGUGAACCUCGCCGUGGCGGAUAUACUGGUGAUCGUCUUCUGUCUGCCCGCCACGCUCAUGUCCAACAUUUUUGUCCGUGAGUAUACUUAAUAAAUCCUUAGUGGCUUUUGUAUUUCUUGUAUUAAUUGUUGAAAGUGUCGUGGGGAAAUUAGGAGCUUCUGUUGAGUUAUGGGGCGUUAUGAAUUAUG